AUGGAGAUAUCUCUGAUUUCCGAUUCAGUAACAACAAUAGCUUCAAUUCAAAGCCUAGGGCCGGCUAAAUACCUUAUUCAUCGCCGUAAUUUAACAUCCAACAACGUUAUAUCUAUCUCCGAUUCCUUAUCGGAACAACAACUUUCUUCCACGAUUAUCUCUGCCGUGAUUUUCCCGGUCGACGCCGUGGCACCACCGCCAGUGAAACCCAGUCAUCUCAGAACUGCUCCUCGAACCCUUCUACGCAAGAGGAGACGCACCAAGCGAAGAUCUUUGACCGAUGGGGGAGAUGAGGAUGAUGGAGAUUAUGGGUUUUUUGGUGACGCCAGCGAUGGCGGCGGUUUUGGGAAUGGUCCUUUUGGUGGCGGCGGUGGUAGAGGAUGGAAUUUUGAUAGAUUUGGUGGGUCAAAUUGGGAAGAAUGGUCAUCGAAUUCGUUUUCCGAUCCGGCUUUCGAUUUUGUGUACGAGGUGUUGUGUUGGAUUGUGCUUUCAAAUUGUUUGCAUUUUGCGUUCAAGAAGGUGGUGAGGAUUGUGGCUGAUGGAAUUGGUGAUCCGGCGAGAGAGAAGGUUGCGAUGAGAAUCACACCAAUUUGCUAA
Molecule: messenger RNA, 597 nt
Organism: Ilex paraguariensis (yerba mate)
Lineage: Eukaryota; Viridiplantae; Streptophyta; Magnoliopsida; Aquifoliales; Aquifoliaceae
Source: the annotation of a GenBank genome assembly